AGCAAUUCUCCCGGUAAGAGGGAUACUCUCAAUCACUAUGGCUACCCCCAAAGCAGGAUCGUCUAGCCAGAACAACACGACACAAUCCACCAAAGCUUCCCAGACGCAGAAUGAAUCUCAAGAGACGGAAUGGGAUGUCCUUGAGAUAUUGGAGGAACGUCAACGUGGAUCUCGGACCGAGUAUCGGGUCAAAUGGGAUGGUUUAGAUGAUCAAGGGAACGAAUGGGAUCCAAGCUGGGUCAAAUCGACAGAUUGUUCCGCAGAGCUUAUACAAACUUGGCAAGCCAAAAAAGCCCGGUUGGGUUUGGAGAGCCCGGCUGAUAGAGGGAAGAAGAAGGUUAAAGAGGGAGAAGAUAGGAAACGGAGAAGGGAGAGUGAUAUGGCUGAAUCUGCUAAGAAGCAAAGAGCUGGAACUCCGCCGAAGAGAAGUCUCAGGAGUACCGCUUCUGUGUCUCAGAGCCCAGCUACGAAUGUAAUGUUAGACUCGAGACGGAAGAAAGAGAUUAUAAGAUCUACUGAUAGUCCUCUGGCUGAACAACCGGUCAAGCAAUCAGGACAGGCUUUGAGCUCAAAAUCUCCUGAAAGAUCCGAGAAGAAGACAAACGGGACGACUGUUGAUGUCACGGAUCGACAUUCAGGUGACGAGCACGUUGAUUCAAGUAACGAGCCAUCUUCCACACGUCACUCUAUCAUCGUGACUCAAUCCAGCAAUCUCACUUCUCAACCUCACGUAUCUUUCGAUCCCAUAGAUCUCUUUUCCAGUCCUCCGUCAGGCGGUGAGAAUGGUCUCAUGAC
Tremella mesenterica DSM 1558 is the source of this 795-nucleotide messenger RNA. RefSeq lists its product as uncharacterized. The transcript has 3 exons. The record is from RefSeq and is a predicted model, not a curated record. NCBI's taxonomy places the organism in Eukaryota, Fungi, Basidiomycota, Tremellomycetes, Tremellales, Tremellaceae. The annotation marks the transcript as partial.